GCGGAGGAGCGAGACCCGGGCCCGGACGGCAGCGGCGGCGCGCAGAGCAUGGACCAGCGCACGGGCCGGGCAGUCCUGAAGUUGAGUUUGAGAGGCGACACGGCGGCGGCGGCCGCGCUGCUCCCGCUCCUCUGCCUCCCCAUGGAUAUGCACUGCAAAGCAGACCCCUUCUCCGCGAUGCACCCAGGGCACGGGGGUGUGAACCAGCUCGGGGGGGUGUUUGUGAACGGCCGGCCCCUGCCCGACGUGGUGAGGCAGCGCAUCGUGGAGCUGGCCCACCAGGGUGUGCGGCCCUGCGACAUAUCCCGGCAGCUGCGGGUCAGCCACGGCUGUGUCAGCAAAAUCCUGGGCAGGUACUAUGAAACCGGCAGCAUCAAGCCCGGAGUGAUCGGAGGCUCCAAGCCCAAAGUGGCGACCCCCAAAGUGGUGGACAAGAUUGCUGAAUACAAGCGACAGAACCCAACUAUGUUCGCCUGGGAGAUCCGAGACCGGCUCCUGGCCGAGGGCAUCUGCGACAAUGACACGGUGCCCAGCGUCUCCUCCAUCAACAGGAUCAUCAGGACCAAAGUUCAGCAGCCUUUCCACCCAACGCCGGAUGGGGCUGGGACGGGAGUGACUGCCCCUGGCCACACCAUUGUUCCCAGUACGGCCUCCCCUCCUGUUUCCAGCGCCUCCAAUGAUCCAGUGGGAUCCUACUCUAUCAACGGGAUCCUGGGGAUCCCUCGCUCCAAUGGUGAGAAGAGGAAACGUGAUGAAGUCGAGGUAUACACUGAUCCUGCCCACAUUAGAGGAGGUGGAGGUUUGCAUCUGGUCUGGACUUUAAGAGAUGUGUCCGAGGGCUCAGUCCCCAAUGGAGACUCCCAGAGUGGCGUGGACAGUUUGCGGAAGCACUUGCGAGCCGACACCUUCACCCAGCAGCAGCUGGAAGCUUUGGAUCGGGUCUUUGAGCGUCCUUCCUACCCUGACGUCUUCCAGGCAUCAGAGCACAUCAAAUCAGAACAGGGGAACGAGUACUCCCUCCCAGCCCUGACCCCUGGGCUUGAUGAAGUCAAGUCGAGUCUAUCUGCAUCCACCAACCCCGAGCUGGGCAGCAACGUGUCAGGCACGCAGACAUACCCCGUGGUGACCGGUCGUGACAUGGCGAGCACCACCCUGCCUGGUUACCCCCCUCACGUGCCCCCCACUGGCCAGGGAAGCUACCCCACCUCCACCCUGGCAGGAAUGGUGCCUGGGAGCGAGUUCUCCGGCAACCCGUACAGCCACCCCCAGUACACGGCCUACAACGAGGCUUGGAGAUUCAGCAACCCCGCCUUACUAAGUUCCCCUUAUUAUUAUAGUGCCGCCCCCCGGGGCUCCGCCCCUGCCGCUGCUGCCGCUGCCUAUGACCGCCACUAGUUACCGCGGGGACCACAUCAAGCUUCAGGCCGACAGCUUCGGCCUCCACAUCGUCCCCGUCUGACCGCCCACCCCGGAGGGAGGGAGGACCGACGCGACGCGAUGCCUCCCGGCCACCGCCCCAGCCCCACCCCCACCCCAGGAACCCUGCAGCCCUUCACACCACCCCGUCGAAGGCCGGACAGGACGGGUGGAGCCGCGGGCGGGACCCUCAGGCCCGGGCCCGCCGCCCCCAACCCCGCCCGCCGCCCCUCCCCGCCUGCCUGGACUGCGCGGCGUCGAGAGGAGGGCGCGACCCAGCUCGCCCCGACUUGGCCCGAGCCGGCCCCGGAGCGGACCAGCCACACCGCGGGACCCUGGCCGGGCCCGCCGCCACGCGCGGGGGACACGUUUCUGUGACACACAAUCAGCGCGGACUGCAGCGCGGCCCAGCCCGGAGCAGCCCGCCUCGGACGCUCCGGCGCCUGGAGGCUUCGCUGGAGGGACUGGGCGAAGGAAAUUAAGAACAAAACGAUUUUUCUGCAGAAGGAGGAAGAGCCCCCUGCCGAACCCUCGGGGAAAAGUCCUUACGCUCGCGCCAGCCGGACUGCCCCCACCUUCCGAGUGUGCCCUACCCCAGAAGGCGGAACGGAAUGGGGGCGUGGGGUCCGGGCUCUUGGGACGGGGGUUGGGGGCAUCAGGUCUUUCCGAAGUUGGGACCCAAGGCACGCAGGCCCCAGCAGCGCGCACCCACCGAGCCCCACUCUUGGCUCUACCCUAUUCCACCUGAACUGCCUGGUUCCCCAGGGCACGCCUACUAGUGACCAGACUCUCGGCCCCAUCUCGCCCCUACCUCAGCGUCUCUUCCAUCUGCGGCCCUCCCAUUCUUCCCCCCUGCCUGUCCUUUUCCCACCCCACGACUCUGCACCUCUCCUUCCUGACUCCUCGCCCCUGCGGAGGCUCUCCAGUGCCCGCUGCAGGACCAGUUUCCGUAGGCCGCGGGCACUGGUCUUCCCGGGCAGUUCCUGGACGUCCCCUCCCCCGACACAGACUCGCGAUCUGCCGGUGGUAGGAGCCGGUUCUGAGCCGGCGUCUGAGCUGCGGCGGGGUGGGGGUGAGGGCCGCCAGCCCCAUCCCCACCCCCCCACCCCCCGCCCCCACCCCCAGCCUCCUCCUCCGGCAGGAACUGAACAGAACCGCGAAAAGUCUACAUUUAAUAUGAUGGUCUUUCCAAAACGGAGAAGCAAAACAAAACAGAAACCCAACAGGCUGCUGCUUUGUAAAAAGACGGUGUGUGUCGUGUGAAGGCGAACCCCGAUGUAUAUAAGCCCGCCCCUCCGCCCCGCCCCGCCCGGUAGAGUCCCCGCUGCCCGCCCGCCCUGCCUGUAGAUACGCCCCUCUGUCUGUGCUGUGAGAGUCGCCGCUCGCUGGGGGGGAGGGGGGGACACAGCUACACGCCCACUAAAGCACAGCACGUCCCGGGGGAGGGGGGCAUUUUUUAUGUUACAAAAAAAAAAAAAAAAUUACGAAAGAAAAGAAAUCUCUAUGCAAAACGACGAACAUGGUCCUGUGGACUCCUCUCGCCUCUGUUUCGUUGGCUGUUUCUCUGUAAUUCCGUGUUUUCGCUCUCCUCGUCUCUCUCCUCCGCAUCUCUCCCCUCUCUCCAUCUCUCUCGUCCCCGCCUCUCUCCCCCUCUGUCUCUGUCUCUGUCUCUGUCUCCGCCCCUCCCUUGGCCUCUCCCCCAGCCUCGGCCCGGCCGCCUAGCCCUCGGCGGCUAGCCCCGAGGUGGCCCCCCGACCCCAGCCCCGGGCUCGCCCCUCCGGCCGUGCCCCGCGCGCCCUGGGCCGCCCCGCCCCGUAGUUGCUCUCUCGGUAGCGGCGAUGCGCCCUGCAUGUCUCCUCACCCGUGGAUCGUGACGACUCGAAAUAACAGAAACAAAGUCAAUAAAAGUGAAAAUAAAUAAA
This is a messenger RNA of Leopardus geoffroyi (Geoffroy's cat), 3338 nucleotides long. It is a transcript of the gene PAX2, whose product is annotated as paired box 2. The record is from RefSeq and is a predicted model, not a curated record. Gene Ontology annotation, molecular function: DNA-binding transcription factor activity, RNA polymerase II-specific; RNA polymerase II cis-regulatory region sequence-specific DNA binding. The transcript has 12 exons. Gene Ontology annotation, biological process: regulation of transcription by RNA polymerase II; anatomical structure development. NCBI's taxonomy places the organism in Eukaryota, Metazoa, Chordata, Mammalia, Carnivora, Felidae. The coding region runs from base 49 to 1395 and encodes 448 amino acids.